CUGUGCCUCUGCACAGCAUCGCUCUUUCAGUUUCUGUGCCUCUCUGCCAUAGUUUCAUUGACACAAGCCUUCUGAGUGUUGUUUCUGGUUUUGCACACCUACACUGUUAUUUCUCUCAUCCCUCUGUCAUGGAUUCACAUGAAAACCAACAACCCAUUGAAAACCAACCACAACCCAAUUCAACUCUCCCCUUCACAUCAAAAUUGAAACCCUAUGCAUUCUACUUAUCAUCCCUCCUAAUUCUCAUCCUUGCUAUCUCAUUCAGUUUGACCAAAACAAACUACCUCAAAACCAAGCAGCUGAAGUACACAUUCUCAUCACAGCCCGCCAUUUUUCAAGCUCUGUUUGGCUUUCUUCAACCAAAACAAAAAACCAAGCAAACCCAGGUACCAAAUCCCAUUUCCAAGCCCCCCUACUGUGUUCUGUGGAUGGCUCCUUUCCUUUCAGGUGGUGGGUACAGUUCAGAAAGCUGGUCAUAUAUUUUAGCCCUUUAUGAACACAGUAAAAACCCAGACUUUAGAAUAGCUAUUGAGCAACAUGGUGAUCUGGAGUCCCUAGAAUUCUGGGAGGGCUUGCCUAAAUAUAUGAAGAACUUGGCAGUUGAGCUUUACCACACACAAUGUAGUAUGAAGGAGACCAUAGUCAUAUGCCACAGUGAGCCUGGUGCUUGGAACCCUCCAUUGUUUGAAACACUCCCUUGCCCACCAACUGCUUACCAAAAUUUCAAGUCGGUGAUUGGCCGGACCAUGUUUGAGACAGAUAGGGUGAAUCCGGAACAUGUGAAGCGCUGCAACCAAAUGGAUUAUGUUUGGGUUCCUACCGAGUUUCAUGUGUCUACAUUUAUACAAAGUGGGGUUGAUACAUCUAAGGUUGUGAAAAUUGUGCAGCCUAUUGAUGUGAAGUUCUUUGAUCCACUUGAGUAUGAGCCUUUAAAUCUUGCCUCUAUAGGGAAGUUGGUUAUGGGGAAGACAACCCAGAAUUCGAAAGUGAAGAAGAAAUUUGUAUUUAUGAGUAUAUUUAAGUGGGAGUAUAGGAAAGGAUGGGAUGUGUUGUUGAAAUCUUAUUUGGAAGAAUUCAGUGAGGCAGAUGGGGUUGCCUUGUAUCUUCUAACAAAUCCUUAUCACUCUGAUAGAGAUUUUGGGAAUAAGAUAGUGGAGUUUGUGGAAAAAUCUGGAAUGCAGAAACCAGUCACUGGUUGGGCUCCAGUUUAUGUGAUUGAUACUCACAUAGCACAGAUUGAUUUGCCACGGGUAUACAAGGCAGCUGAUGCAUUUGUUCUUCCAUCAAGAGGGGAAGGGUGGGGAAGGCCUCUUGUUGAAGCUAUGGCAAUGUCAUUGCCCGUGAUUGCUACGAAUUGGUCAGGGCCAACAGAGUAUCUGACUGAGGAGAAUAGCUAUCCAUUACCGGUGGAUAGAAUGAGCGACAUAAUGGAAGGGCCUUUCACAGGACAUCGCUGGGCAGAACCUUCUGUUAGUAAGCUUCGUGUGCUCAUGAGGCAUGUGAUGAACAAUGUCGAGGAAGCCAAGGUGAAAGGGGAAAAGGCAAGGGAAGACAUGAUCACAAGGUUCUCUCCUGAGAUCGUUGCAAAUAUCGUUACUAAACAUGUGCAGAAUAUACUUCAGAAGGUGGAUAAGUAGUUGCACUGUUUUCUUUUCAGA
Molecule: messenger RNA, 1658 nt
Organism: Prunus avium (sweet cherry)
Lineage: Eukaryota; Viridiplantae; Streptophyta; Magnoliopsida; Rosales; Rosaceae
Product: UDP-Glycosyltransferase superfamily protein
Source: RefSeq, a predicted model, not a curated record